ACUCCUCUGACUGCCGAGACGCCGCAGAGUUUGAUCCGCUGCUGGGGCUGCAUGUAGCCGGAGCAUCAGCUGGAAAAACAACCCCGGCACAGAUCCAGCUCAACUUCUCAAUAAGGAUUAUAAAUAAAUAAAUUCGGGGUGGUAGAGAAGUCAUGGCUGAACACAUGAUGAUGCCCAUGACCCACGGCUUCAGGAUGGGCAUGAACGGGCCACCGCAGCACAACGGCCAGCCCGGCCUGCGCAACCUGCCCAACGGCCAGGUCAUGCACUACGGCAGAAACCCCCAGAACAACAUGGAGGCAGCCAUGAGGCAGAGGCCUGGCAUGGUGGGGCCCGGAGGCAUGGCCGGCCAGGUGAACGGAGCUCCGAUGGCCAACCACCACCACCAGAUGAUGUCUGGGAACAUGAUGUACAACGGCCAGGGACCUCCACAGCAGCAACAGCAGCAUCACCACAUGCAUCCCCAACAACAGCAGCAGCAGCAACAAGGUGGACACCCUCAGCAGUACCUCCCGGGAAAUCUCACUUCCCAGCAGCUCAUGGCCAGCAUGCAUCUGCAGAAACUCAACACUCAGUACCAUGGACACCCGCUGGCAUCCGCGAACGGCCACCACCUGCCCAACGGUGCGCAAUACCGUAUGGGCCCAGCCCAGCUUUCGGGCAUGCAGCAUAUGGGUGGCCCCUUGGGUCUAAAUGGCAUGGACAUGGAUCUGAUAGAUGAGGAGGUUCUUACUUCACUCGUGCUGGAGUUUGGGCUGGAUCGUGUUCAGGAGCUGCCCGAGCUCUUCCUGGGACAGAACGAGUUCGACUUCAUAUCGGACUUUGUGUGCAAACAGCAGCCAAGCACGGUCAGCUGUUGAGCAAGUUGGCCAGAAGAAGAGGAACAGUACUGGUUGGUUUAGGCCUGGUUGGACUGGACACCCCAAAGAAUGACUGAGCGGCCACAGUAGCACAGCAAGAGGAGACAAUCUCUCUGUUCUGUUUGGGUGUUUCUGUGUUUGUGUAUUUGACAAUGUCUUGUAGGCCGUCACAUUGGCCGGUCAGCAAGAUUAUGAAGAAUUGUAAUGGCAGAAAAAAAGAGCACCAGGUUUCUCCUUAUUGAGCUGGUGCCAGUAAGAUCUGAGGUCUUGGGCCAAAAUUGAGCCAUCCUGAUGCAGCGGGCUUUGUUUGUACCCAUCUGGCCCUCAGCACAUGUCUGCAGUGCCAAGGCUUUGGGAUGAUUGUAACUAAUAGAAUUGGAAAGACAGCUGAAGACUAUCCUUCUAGGUCUACUAGAUUCUACGGCGUCUAUAAAUGUAUUUUAUCGCUGAUGACACCUUCAACUAGUAGCAGACAUUUUACAGAUCGAAUUUAUAAAUGUUAGUUCUCUGAAUUUGUUUAUACAAGGAUUAAGGGAUCUAAGAGAGAUAGUAAAAAGCGUUUUCUUUUUGAUGACUCUGCAUAUUGAAGGCUGGCUCUUCAAAACUGGUUCAGAAGGUUGCUACAAACCUUGAGAUUUUCACAUUUCCUUGAAGAGCGAGAAAGUGAGGUUCUGCAGCAUUCCUGGGUGAUGGGGUUUAUCAUGGAUUGGCCAGAUAAAAUGUGCUACAUUAUUUUUGUUUUGUUUUUUUAAGUGUCCAAUGUCAUUUACUUGAGUCAGAUGAAAUCUCCUGUCUAUCAUUAAAUGUAAAAGGCUCGUGUGAAUAUACAUGUCCACUAUGCCUCUGUUUCCUGCUACUGAGAAUUUACUGUGAUUGAAUCAUUGGCGAAGUAAUGCAUUGCUUAGAGCAUCGGCUAAACAAACAUUUAUUUGCAGAACGUUUUCUGAAAUCCACUGUUCCAAGUCAGACAUCUGGGGGCUCAUGGCAAGAGAAGCCUGAGUCACUACUUAAUAGAGCAGCAAUUUGUCUCUACGGGAGAAGAGUGGGGGAGGGAGAAGCCUAAGUAGUAUUUAAGGAAUGGCAUAACUGUGGCCUAUUUAAAUGUCUAUGGCACAAGUGCCAAGAAGGGUCAAGAAAAGUCAAACAAAAAAGCAGCCAGCCCCAUCAAAAGCUGUUAGUCACAGAUCUGAGGGGUGGCUUUGAGUAAUACAGCAUCGAGGAAUACGUCCACUCAUCGGGAGGGAUUUAAAAAUACAACUGAGUAAUCGCAUAAUUUACAUUGGUGCGUUAUUUGUGACGUCUGUGAGUGGUCAGUGCGGCGAGGUGCUUGAAAGUCAAUGAAUGGCGUCGUCUUCCCCAACCGCUGCCCGGUGUGUUGAGUGUAUGUGGCUGGCUGAGUGGAGGCAGCGCAGAGAGAACUGAACUGAAGAAUUCGGCGAGUUUGCGAUGUGUGGACACAACACUCACCCAGCAGCACUUAGUUUAAUCAUUAUUUAAAGCUGCCACUACCUGUGGCAUUGAUUUCAUUAGGCAGGAAGACCAAGCGAAGAGCACAGCCGUGCAAAGUUGUUGUUUUUUCCAUAGAUUAGCUUACUCCGCUGGUUUUCUUCUGAUUAGAUUUAAAUUACAUGUUCACACACGCUUGUCUUAAUUGAGGUCAGCCUGCACACUCUCCAGUGACUUAAUAAUUAUAAAACGGACAUGUUCUGUGGUGCAUUUUUCUUGUUUUUUUUUCCUGUUUUUUUUUUUUUCUUUUUUUUUUUUUUUUGCAGUUGGUAAUUAGGUUUUUGCCAAGGUUGCUGCUUUGCUGCUGCUGGAUGGUUGAGGGAGAGAUGGAGAACUUCCUGCACUUGUAAUGCUAUUUGUGGAGCUGUCAGGGGGGUCGGGGCUGUGUGGGGAAGCUAGCUGGUGCACUGUGUUAAUCUGUUCCAAUACAAGUCUGCUGUCCCUCUCUCCCUCUCUGGAGAUCUGCCAUCUCUGAGCUCUCACCUCAAACAAUGGGCACUGAAACACUCAAGUUGUAAAAGGCAGAAAACCGCCAGCUUGUUCCCACUCAGUUUUAACUUUCUGCCUGGCAAACUGCAGUCAGACAAACUCGCAACCUCAGAUGAUUAAGUUACACGUUGAAAUACAUCUUCUGGCCUUAGUAAGAUAGUGGCCUCUGAUUACUGCUAUAUCAAUAAGCCUUCUUGUGUAUUGUAUCUUUGUACUGUAGACUAGAGGUGAAGUUGACCUAGAUACAUUUAAGGUACUUUUGAAAAAUUGUCAGAUGUAAAUGUAAUCAAUGGCUGAUAUUGAUGUGUUGACAAGAGAUUAUAUCAUACAUUUUACAAAUGAGUGUGUAGAUAUGAAUAUACCAAGAGUCUGGGUAUUGGGUACAGGGCCUGAAGCUUUAAGACCAAGUAGACUGCAUGUUAAACCAAGCGUGAGGGAUGCCACCACUUUCCCACAAAGCAGCUGAGAAUGUACAGUAGAAUACUUUGUGGGAACAUGUCUUAAGAUGGUAGAUAAAACGUGUGAGAUUGUACUCCUUGUUCCAAAUUACACAACUUCAUUUGGGUAACCCCCUCCCCCCCUUUCCCACUUCCCCAAAGCUUUUGUAAUGUUAUUGAUUCUAUUUUAAGAAAAUGUAUUUAUUUUCAAAUAAAAUAUUUAUUUAAAGAACUGUU
Molecule: messenger RNA, 3529 nt
Organism: Myripristis murdjan (pinecone soldierfish)
Lineage: Eukaryota; Metazoa; Chordata; Actinopteri; Holocentriformes; Holocentridae
Gene: cited4a
Product: Cbp/p300-interacting transactivator, with Glu/Asp-rich carboxy-terminal domain, 4a
Exons: 2
Coding region: 153-860 (235 amino acids)
Biological process (GO): regulation of DNA-templated transcription
Cellular component (GO): nucleus
Molecular function (GO): transcription coactivator activity
Source: RefSeq, a predicted model, not a curated record